Acanthopagrus latus (yellowfin seabream) is the source of this 6303-nucleotide messenger RNA. It is a transcript of the gene st6gal1, whose product is annotated as ST6 beta-galactosamide alpha-2,6-sialyltranferase 1. The coding region runs from base 394 to 1890 and encodes 498 amino acids. The transcript has 9 exons. Gene Ontology annotation, molecular function: sialyltransferase activity. The record is from RefSeq and is a predicted model, not a curated record. Lineage: Eukaryota; Metazoa; Chordata; Actinopteri; Spariformes; Sparidae.
CUAGCUUGCCGCUCGGGGCUGCUGCGGUGCCGCUCGGUCGCAGAGAGAAAAGAGGACUCGCUGCUCCGGUUCGUACUUCUCCAAAUGCCCCCGGACACCGACAGCGGCCUCGGACCGGACGGACGGACGGACGGACAGCGGCGGCACCGCGACGCACGGGACUCACCGGGAACAUGGCGGCGGGAACAACCGCAGGCUCGGUGCCGUAGUGACGAUACAUCAGAGGAGCGACGAGGCUGGCGGGCUCUCACCGGAGGAGCAUCACUUUACUCAGGUCAACCAAUAUCACCGCGACACCUCAGAUAGUGCAGAGGCGAUGAGGGGGACCCUGAAGGCAGCAGCCCGUUUCUAAGCAACAACUUCGGCAACACAGCGUGCGGUACCACACACAUCAUGGGCUACAAGUAUUCCGGCGCGGCGAUGGACAGAGUCAGCCUGUUGUGGCGUCUGAGGCGUCGGGCUCGCCGUGGAGCGCUCUGCAUGGCCUUCUUCUGCAUCUCCAUGGCGCUGCUCUACGCCCUCUGCGCUGAAAACAGCGUGCCCGUCACGGACGCCAUCUUCGGGGUCCGGGCGCGAACCCGAGCUCAGCCUCGUGCACAUUCUGUCAUCAAGGUGCUGCGAGGUGGAGCCAAGCCCAUGUACAUCGACCCACAGAAGCUCCCAGGUGUCGUCCCAGGUGACCCUCACCGUCCAAUCCCUGUCCUCUCCUCUCCAAACCACACCCACGAGGUCGCGGACUCGACGCCAAAGAGGAAGACGAGGGGCCAGGAGCCCUCCGGGUUUUUCUCCCGGCUGCUGCCGCGCCCCUUCACUCGUGCGCUGGAGACCCUGUUCGGAGGCCGGCGGAGGGGCGAGCUGAGCGGCCGAGGAGAGGCCGAGUUCUUCGGGCCUCACGGGCUCCUGGGAGAGGUUUGGGACGACGAGAUGUCCAGUAACAUGCUGGGAAGCAGACUGAAGAAGGUGGUGCAGAAUUAUCAGUCGAUGAAUAAAUAUGGAGUCCAGCUCAGCGGCCCUGGCGGCGUCUCCAGCCGGCCCAAGCUGAGCAGUCACGAGCUGCUCUGCCAACUGAAGGAGAAGGUGGAGGUCACGACUUUGACCCCCGACCUCCAGCCCUUCUCUUCACUGCCCUGGGCCGCACAGCUGCCCCCGAACCAGCUGACCUCGGACCUCGGGCCUUACAGGAGCUGCGCCGUGGUGUCGUCUGCAGGGUCGCUCCGCUACUCUGGGCUGGGCAAAGAGAUCGACGCUCACGAUGCCGUGCUGCGCUUCAACGCGGCGCCCACCAGCGGCUACGAGAAGGAUGUCGGGUCGAAAACCACGAUACGCCUCAUCAACUCACAGGUGAUGGCGUCUGAUGACCAUCGUUUCCUGUCCAGUUCCCUGUACAGCUCAGGUGCUCUGGUGGCCUGGGACCCCGCCCCCUUCUCUGCUGACCUCACUCAGUGGUUCAACAGGACGGACUACCCCAUCUUCACCCAGUACCAGAGAUACAGGAGGGUUCAUCCCAUGCAGCCGUUCUACAUCCUGCACCCUCGCUUCGAGUGGCAGGUCUGGCAGCGGAUACAAGACAACAUGGCUGAGCCGAUCCAGAAGAACCCGCCCUCUUCUGGCCUGCUCGGCACCGUCCUGAUGAUGUCACUGUGCGAGGUGGUGCACGUCUACGAGUUCCUGCCGUCCCGCAGGAAGACGGAGCUCUGCCAUUACUACCAGCGUUUCUUCGACGCCGCCUGCACGCUGGGCGCCUACCACCCUCUGCUGUACGAGAAGAACCUGGUGAAACGGAUGAACCAGGGCUCCAACCGCGACAUCUACACCCACGGACGGGUCACGCUGCCUGGGUUCAGUACGAUGAACUGCACCCAGGCUGCUGGAGGCUCAACCAACCAGUGACUGGGAAAUAUAGAGAACCAGCACACACACACACACACACACACACACACACACACACACACACAAAGACAUGAUGUGAAGCUGAUCCCUGCAUGAAGACACAAAGUGAUGAGGACCGACGCACAAACACGUCGUUCUCACUGCCGAACCAACAGGAACGAAUAUAGUGCCGCUCACUAUAGAUACAUGAUGAUGUUAUAGGCUCACACACACACACACACACACACACUGAGAGAUGUGCCUGCUGUUCACACAUACACACACUUAAGAGGACAUUAAAGGACCACACCGCUGAUUUUCCUAAAUAAAUAAAUAAAUCCUAAAUAUUGAAAGCGUACAGUUUUAUGCUUCGACUGCUCCACCGUUUCUUCCUUUUUAAAAAUAUGACUUUAUCAAUCAUCACUAUAGUUGUUUAGUUUAGAAAACCCAGACACUUUCACUGUUAUGCAUCCUGAGCAGAUUUCGCGUCUGAAAACACAAGAACUGUGUGAAUCGGUGGAUUAUUUGGCUUAAAACAUGUAAAAAUCAACCGUGUGGUCGUUUUUAAAUUCUGAUCUUUAACCAAACCGAAGUCUUAAACUGAGAUUUGGCCUCAUCAGAAAAGAUCAGCAUCACAGAACACACACACACACACACACACACACACACACACACACACCUGCACAGAGUGAGCCUUCACCUCUCAGAUGUGUAAACUGUAAAUAUGAGUCAUUCCACUGUGAGGCGCUGCUCUCAAUCUUCCACUUACAUCUUUGACUUUUACUUUGAAACACAAUCCUGAAAGAAGCCGUGGAGAUAAUCUUUGUUUUUCUUCUUCUUCAUUUGACGGUGGAGUCGACGAGUCUAGAUCAGAUUCUGGAUCAGUUUUUCACUGCCGAUAACUGUUUCCGAGGACCGAUCUGAUCUGAGCUCAGUUUGAAAUCAGUCAUCUGCAUGUGUGAAAAAGACAGAACAUGCAGCUGCUUCACUUUUAGUUUCCUGUGGCUUGGAUUUUUUUGGGGGGGAUUUUUUACUGCCCUAUUUUCAGGGCUUCAAAAGCACCUCUUCUUCUUCUUCUUCUUCUUCUUCUUCUUCUUCUUCUUCUUCUUCUUCUUCUUCUUCUUCUUCUUCUUCUUCUUGGAGCAGCAGCAGGACGUCUUGGCUUGAACUCUCCAAAUGUGACAAAUCUUUUUUUUGCUCUCGAGAGGUAGUUUACUCACUGUGAUCGCUGGUGUGAAGUAGAGCCUCAGUAGAGAAACACCCACGUUAAGCUGGUUUAAAAAUUUUAAAAACACACCUGCUUCUUUCUUCUUCUCCAGAACAGAGUGGGAUAAAUAUUCUAAGUUCCAGGCUGCUGUUAGUUCAGAGUAUCUGCAGAUCUAGACGAGUCUUAAAAAGCAUUUAAAAUAGAAGGUAUUAAAAGUCUUAUUGAUUUUACAGAAGUCCUAAUCGUCGUCUCUUGGCUGUCAGGAGACGUUACACACCUGUAGACUAAAGUUUGCCAGCUCUCCCUUGUCUCCCCACAUGCUAGCCUUCAUGCUAAGCUAGCACGCUCACACUCUGUCCUGGAUCCACAGAGAAGAAACCGACUCUGGAGAACACGAGAGAACGACAGGAUGUCACCGAAAUGUUGUACUGCUCCUUUAAGGAGAGCUGAUGAAUGUUUCUACAUGACACACACACCUGCACACACACACCUGCACACACACCUGGAUCUAUUUAUUGAAGAAGAUACUGCCUGCAGAUGAAUCCUAACCUUUAACCUUUACAGUGAUCCAACAAUCCAGUAAAAACCGACAAGUUAACGUUACGUUUUGUACCCGCGUCCUGUAACGACCUGCUCCUACACUCAGGCUGCAACUGAUUAUUAUUUUCAUUAUCGAUUGAUCGUUAAGUUUAUUAAACACUCAUCACAAUUUCCCAGAAUCCAAAGUGACGUCUUCAAACUAUUUAUUCUGUCAGACAUGACAAAGAAAAGCAAAACAAAAAAACAAAGUCUCAGAUUUUUGCUUAAAAAAUGACUUAAAGCGAUUAAUUUCCCUCUUCACUCAUCGAUUGAUCAAAUAAUCGUUGCAGCUCUGUUCCCAAUAGUCUUUUUUAUAACUCUUAUAUAGUGUAUAUAUUAUAGCAGUAAUACAGGAGGACGGUCUUUACUGUGAUUAUGUGACUCGGCUUUGUGAAGCAGAACAGAGAGUUUAAUUUCUGCAAACAGCAAACAAGAACAUCAGCGGGAGGAUUGACGACUUCUGCAGAUUAAUGAGAGUUAAUGUGGAGUUACGCCUUCUCGCAUGUCUCAGAAUGAGAAGAGAAGCUGUCUGGUGAUACGUUACUAAAACAAAGUGUUUAAUUUGAGAGUAAUAACCUGACAUGAACAGAAACAGUCGUCCAUCUUUUAUUUGAACCCCUGAAAGAUAAAGAAGCAAAAACAAAAACACAUUUGAUAAACGUAUAAAGGAAAUUAAAGGUCGUCCACACCGGGAACUUUAACUUCUGGAUCAUUUUCAGAACAAUUUGAUGGACGAUUGAAUCUGUGACAGCCAAUCAAAAUCCUUCUGACUUUACAGGACGUCAGUCAGUUUGAUUUCAGGGACGAUGUCACAUAAUAAUAUUGAUUUCUAAGUGUAGCUGUGAGCUGAUCGAUGGCAUUCAAGAGACACUUUUCAGGUCUUCUCUAAUAACUCUGUUUUCUCGUUUAACGCUCAUAAAUCUAAUUAUUUAGUCUCUGCAGUUUGUUUAGAUGUUCUAUAAAAUGGAUAAUUCACGUUGACAGAACAACUCUUCACAUCUGUGUCUACAGAACGCCGACGUCUUUAUAGUUUUGUCGUGGAGCCCUCGAUCGUCAUCUGUGUCACAGCUUUGAAUAGUUUUUCUUUCUUUGCUGCUUCAUGAACUAAAACUCUCAGUCUGCUCACAUCUGCGUCACUUUCAGUGUUUCCACAGUGGAGAACAGCCUCCGGCGGUAUUACGACUUUUAUUCUAUUAUUACCAAACGCAUGUGAACCAUCUGUAAAAAGUGUUUUCUCCGAUGUAGUGUAGCAACAGGAGAAAACAAAGACGAGCUACGUCUCUGAUAAUAAGCAGAGAAUUGAUCCGCAUGGCACGAGUUCAGAUUUCACCCCUUGAUAUUUUUCUUUUUCUAAUCCAUCGAUGUAAAACUUUUUUAUUGUCGUUCACAUCGUCACACGUGAGCCGGGUCCUUUGCAUGAAAACACAGAAUGAGCCUGGAUUAGAUGGUGUGAGUUGAUUGAAGUGUGUAAUUAUCUUUUUUUUUUUUAUAAACAGUUAUCGGUUUGAUAUUGGACGUCGGGUCUUGAUAUAACUUCUCGUUUACGUAGAUAGAUGUUGAAUGGUUUUCUGUUUAAUUAAUGAAAACUAGAGCAACAUCACGAGACCAAAAAACAAUCUGAUGUACAGAGCAGAUCUGUAUCCUGUAGCAGACAAAUAAUGCAACUUUACUUUAGCUCAAUAUUUAUUGUUUUAAGUAAAAUGUGUCAGAAACUAUUGGAUGGAUAAAUGGUUCAAACAUUCAUGUCCCCUCUGACUUCUUCUGGGCGUUUAUGACCAAAAAUCUGACGGCGUUCCCAUCAGCCUCAGCUGUACUUUGUUGUUAGCAGAUGUUAGCAUGCUAACUGGCUAAACACAGACGCUAUCCAUGAGUUUCCUGUGGAGGUUACCGUGGAAACGUGAGCAUUGUGCGCAUGUUAGCAUGCUGAUGUUAGCAUUCAGCUCAGAGUACAGCUGAGCCACUGGCUGUUCACAUUUAAUAACAGACUUUAAGCCGGUGCAGCGAUGGAGCCGCCAUGUUUGACAUCUUUGAAGGUGACGGGGGACAUUAACGGGACAGCAGGUGGCGGUGAGGAGCCUCAACAUCCAUCUCAGAAUGUCUCCGCUGUUGUUUUUACUAAUCAUCUGAUCCAUGUUUUUUUUACCAGGACUUUAUUGUUUAUUCAGGAGGCAAACACUUGAAUAAUUGAUGUCAUUACAUUUCAGAAGAAAACUAGGAGACCAUGUUCUCUCUAUGCAGUCGCACUCUCCUCCUGCUCGUUUACUUUCUGCAGCGUUUGAGUGAAAACGUUGUGAUGUUUUAUUUUACGGAUGCACUGUUUUUUCCUCUGCUUUGCCUUCAGCCUCUUGGAGUCUAAGAGGAUUGUUUGUUAAGCUGUUUACUGUGUUGUGUGUUUUUUUUUUUGUUUUUUUUUAUGUGGUUGAUUCUAUUUAUUGUUCCUUUACUUUGCUUCCUGUGUAACUGGAUUCUUUUCUCUUGACGUGAGAACUGAAAUGCAAAGAAGAAAUCCUCUCAUCUGUCCUCGGAAACAUACGACUGCCUUCUGUUUUCUUUUCAGGGUUUGAAUUCAGUUUCCUUUAAACAGCUUUCAUAAAAACAUCAAGAGCUAAAAAGUGUAAUUGCCAAAUAAACAGCUCGCUUGUUCCGAA